UUCAACUUCUUCCUAAUGGCAAAUGAGCAUUAUUAAAGUUCCAGCUGGAAACUUUAGAAGAGAAAAAACUCAUUUGUGUCACGAGUCUCAUCAAAUCUUCUACAUCAAGCUACAUCAUGUUAAACAAGAAAAUGCUACUGUUGAUACUUCAGAUAAGUCUCCUAGGAAUCUCUCUUGGUGGGAAUGUUCUGAUUUGGCCAAUGGAAGGUAGUCACUGGCUAAAUGUUAAGAUGAUUAUUGAUGAGCUUAUUAAAAAAGAGCAUAAUGUGACUGUCCUCGUUGCCUCUGGUGCACUUUUCAUCACACCGACCACUAACACAUCUCUGACAUUUGAAAUAUACAAGGUGGCUUUUGGAAAAGAAAGAAUAGAAGGAGUAAUUAAAGACUUUGUUUUGACAUGGAUGGAGUAUAGGCCAUCUCCUUCAACUAUUUGGAGAUUCUAUCACGAAAUAGCCAAAGUCAUUAAUGACUUCCACAUAGUGUCCAGAGAAAUCUGUGAUGGUGUGCUCCAAAAUUCAAAGCUGAUGGAAAAGCUGAAGAAAAGCAAAUAUGAUGUUCUAGUAUCAGAUCCAGUUUUUCCUUGUGGAGAUAUAGUAGCUUUAAAAUUAGGAAUUCCAUUUAUGUAUUCCUUGAGGUUUUCUCCAGCCUCAACAGUGGAAAAGCACUGCGGGAAGGUACCAUACCCUCCUUCCUAUGUUCCUGCUAUUUUGUCAGAACUCACCGACCAGAUGUCUUUCACUGACAGAAUAAGAAAUUUCAUCUCUUACCAUCUACAGGACCACAUGUUUAAUACCCUUUGGAAAUCUUGGGAUUCAUAUUAUAGUAAAGCUUUGGAUGGUAGCCAUUGGUUAAAUAUUAAGAUCAUUCUGGAAGAGUUAAUUCAAAGAAAUCACAACGUGACUGUACUGGCUUCAUCAACAACACUAUUCAUCAAAUCCAAUCUGGAUUUUCCUGUGAAUUUUGAGGUGAUACCCGUUUCCUACAAUCAAAACAAUAUAGAUGACUUGAUUGAACAUAUGAUAGCCCUGUGGAUAAACCAUAGGCCAACUCCUCUUACACUCUGGACAUUCUACAAAGAGCUAGGAAAACUCCUAGAUACUUUUUUCCAAAUUAAUAUACAAAUAUGUGAUGGAGUAUUAAGCAACCCCAAGUUAAUGGCAAGACUUCAGAGAGGUGAUUUUGAUGUGUUGGUAGCAGACCCAGUAACAAUCUGUGGGGACCUGGUUGCUCUAAAGUUAGGAAUCCCAUUUAUAUAUACAUUGAGAUUCUCUCCAGCCUCAACAGUGGAGAGAAACUGUGGGAAGAUCCCAGCACCUGUCUCCUAUGUACCUGCUGCCUUAUCAGAACUCACUGACCAGAUGACCUUUGGUGAAAGGGUUAAAAACAUACUAUCUUAUCAUCUGCAAGACUAUAUAUUUCAGUCCUACUGGGGAGAAUGGAAUUCAUACUACAGCAAAGUUAUAGGAAGACCUACUACAUUAUGUGAGAUAAUGGGGAAAGCAGAAAUUUGGCUAAUGCGAACAUACUGGGAUUUUGAAUUUCCUCGUCCAUAUUUACCUAAUUUUGAGUUUGUAGGAGGAUUGCAUUGUAAACCUGCAAAACCAUUACCUAAGGUUUUAUGGCGAUACAAAGGAAAGAAACCUGCUACAUUAGGAGCCAAUACCCGGCUCUAUGAUUGGAUACCCCAGAAUGAUCUUCUUGGUCAUCCCAAAGCAAAAGCUUUUAUCACUCAUGGGGGAACUAAUGGCAUCUAUGAAGCUAUUUAUCAUGGAGUUCCUAUGGUGGGAGUUCCCAUGUUUGCUGAUCAGCCCGAUAACAUUGCUCAUAUGAAAGCCAAAGGAGCUGCGGUGGAAGUGAACAUAAACACAAUGACAAGUGCAGAUUUGCUCAAUGCCUUGAGAACCGUCAUCAAUGUACCAUCUUACAAAGAGAACGCAAUGAGGUUAUCAAGGAUACAUCAUGAUCAACCUGUAAAGCCUCUGGAUCGAGCUGUCUUCUGGAUCGAGUUUGUCAUGCGUCACAAAGGGGCCAAGCACCUGCGUCCAGCCUCCCAUGACCUCACCUGGGUCCAGUACCACUCUCUGGAUGUGAUUGGGUUCCUGCUGGCCUGUGUGGCAACUGCUAUGUUCUUAGUCACAAAAUGUUGCUUAUUUUCUUGUCAGAAAUUUGGUAAAAAAGGAAAGAAAAAAAAGAGGGAGUAGAUCAUUAUCAAUUUGGUAUAUAUCUGAAUGGGAAA
Condylura cristata (star-nosed mole) is the source of this 2236-nucleotide messenger RNA. Its product is annotated as UDP-glucuronosyltransferase 2A1. Lineage: Eukaryota; Metazoa; Chordata; Mammalia; Eulipotyphla; Talpidae. The record is from RefSeq and is a predicted model, not a curated record. The coding region runs from base 117 to 2201 and encodes 694 amino acids. Gene Ontology annotation, molecular function: UDP-glycosyltransferase activity. The transcript has 8 exons.